Ceratotherium simum simum (southern white rhinoceros) is the source of this 4054-nucleotide messenger RNA. Lineage: Eukaryota; Metazoa; Chordata; Mammalia; Perissodactyla; Rhinocerotidae. The record is from RefSeq and is a predicted model, not a curated record.
GCCAGCGGUGUCAACGAGCACUCAACUUCUUCCUCUGGUGAAGUGGGUUUACUUGGACUUGAAGGAAGGAAAAAAAUGUCUCCACUUCUGAGAAGCAUCUUCGAUAUCACUGAAAUUUUCAAUCAAUAUGCCUCACAUGAUUGUGAUGGGGCAGUACUAAGCAAGAAAGACCUGAAGAACCUCCUUGAAAGAGAAUUUGGAGAUGUUCUUCGGAGACCACAUGACCCUGAGACGGUAGAUCUGAUCCUGGAACUUCUGGAUCGCGACUGUAACGGGCUUGUCGAUUUCAACGAAUUCCUCCUGUUCAUUUUCAAGGUGGCUCAAGCUUGUUAUUACGCUCUCGGCCAGGCCUCGGGGCUAGAUGAGAAGGGAACCAAGUGUGAGGGAAAGGGGAACCCGUUACAAGAUCGCAGGCAAGAAGACCAAAGGAGAUUCGAGCCCCGGGAGAGACAACUGGAAGAAGAACGCAGGCAGAAGAGGCAGGAACAGGAGAGGGAGCUCGCUGAGGAAGAGAAGCAGAGGGAGAAGCAAGAGAGACGUGAGCAGCGGCUGCAAAGGCGAGAACAGGAAGAGCGUCUUGAGGACGAAGAGCAGCUGCAGAGGCGCAAGGGUCGGGAGCCUGAAGAGUUUCCUGACCAAAAGCAAAGGCGAGAGAGGCAGGAGCAGCGCGAGCGCCAGGAAGAAGAGCAGCUGCAAAGGCGGGAGCGGCAGGAGCUGAAGAGGGAGCGCCGCGAGGAGGAGCAACAGCAAAGGCGAGAGCGGCGAGAGCAGCGCGAGAGGGCGCUUCAGGAGGAAGAGGAGCAGCUGCUAAAAAGCGAGAGGCAGCAGAGGGAGCGCCGGGAAGAGGAGCUGCUGCAGAAGCGAGAGCGCCAAGAGCUGAAGAGGGAGCGCCAGGAGGAAGAGCAGCAGCUGCAAAGGCAGAGGCGAGGGCGCGAGGAGCCCCGCUUGGAGCAGGAGAGGCGCGAGCAGGAGCUGCGCUUGGAGCAGGAGGAGAGGCGCGAACAGGAGCUGCGCUUGGAGCAGGAGGACAGGCGUGAGCAAGAGAGGCGCGAGCAGAAGGAGAGGCGCGAGCAGGAGCUGGCUGAGGAGGAGGUGGAGCAGGAAGAGGCCCGCGAGCAGGGCAAGAGCCGCACCCCAAGGUGGCAGUGGCAGCUAGAAAGCGAGACUGAGGCCCGUCAAAGCAAAGUCUACUCCAGGCCCCGCAGGCAGGAGGAGCAGAGGCGCCGCCAGAGGCUGUCGGCCAGGCCCCCGUUGCGGGAGCAGCGGGAGAGGCAGCUAAGGGCGGAGGAGCGCCGGGAGCGGGAACACCUGUUCGGUGAGGAGGAGGAGGAGCAGCGCCGCCGCAGACGCGAGAGGCAGCAGCAGCAGCAGUUCCGCCAGGAGGAGAGCCUCCAAGAGGAUCGCGAGAGGAAGCGACGCCAGGAGGAGGUGCGCCGCGACCAAAAAUGGAGGUGGCAACUAGAGGAGGAAAGCCAGAGACGCCGGCACACGCUGGACGCCAAGCCAGCUCUACGAGAGCAGCUGAGUGAGGAAGAGCAGCUGCAGCGCGAGGAGGAGCAGCUGCAGAGGGAGAAGAGGCGCCAGGAGCGGGAGAGCCAAUAUCGGGAAGGGGAGCAGCUGCAGAGGGAAAGGAGGCGCCAGCAGCCCGACAGGCAGUUUCUGGAGGAGGAGGAGCUGCAGAGCCUGGACAGGAAGCGGCAAUUCCGGGGUGAGGAUCAGCGGCGUGAGCUGAAAUGGCAGUGGCAACCAGAGAAAGAAAAUGAAGUUCGUAAUAACAGAGUUUACUCCAAACGCAGAAAGAACGAAGAAAAGACCCGGCAACUGGAAGAAGCCCAGGUGCGGGAGAGACAAUUCCAGCAGGAUCGGUGGCCCCUACAGGAUGAACAGGAAGAGGAGAGAGAGCGAGAGCAAGAGAGGAGGAGCUGGCAGCAACGCGACAGGCAAUUGCUAGCCAAAGAACUGCUGGAGCGAGAAGAGCAAAACGAAGCCAAAAGGCGAGACAGGAAGUUCCGAGAGGAAGAGCAGCUGCUGAGAGAGGAAAGAGAAGAGAAAAGACGCCGUCAGGAAGAAAACGGAAAGUUCCGCCAGGAGGAACAGCAGCUGCGCCGCAGGGAACGCGAGCAACAGCUUCGCCAGGAGAGCGACAGAAAGUUCCGUGAGAAGGAACAGCUCCUGCAGGAAAGGGAAGAGCAGCUGCGCCGCCACGAGCGCGACAGAAAAUUCCGCGAGGAGGAACAGCUCCUGCAGGAAAGGGAAGAAGAGCAGCUGCGCCGCCAGGAGAGCGAGCAACAGCUUCGCCAGGAGCGCGACAGCAAGUUCCGUGAGGAGGAACAGCUCCUGCAGGAAAGGGAAGAAGAGCAGCUGCGCCGCCAGGAGCGCGAACAACAGCUUCGUCAGGAGCGCGACAGAAAGUUCCGCGAGGAGGAACAGCAGCUGCGCCGCCGGAAACUAGACAGUGCCUUCUCCCAAGAGGAACAACUGAGACGUGCAAAGCAAGAGGAAGAACAGAGACGCCAGUGGCUGGCAGACUGGAAGUUCCCAGAGGAAGAGCAGAGCCUCCAGCAGGAGCGAGAGGAAGAAAAGCGCCGCCGCCAGGAGCAGGACAGGAAGUUCCUCGAGGAAGAAGAGCUGCUGCAGCGCGAGGAGCAGGAAGAGCUGAGACGCCGGCAGCAGCGAGAGCAGCAGUACCGGGCGGAGGAGCAGUUUGCCAGGGAGGAGAAGAGGCGCCGUCAGGAUCAAGAACUGGGGCAAGAAGGGCGGAGACGCCGCCAGGAGCGGGAGAGGAAAUUCCGGGAAGAAGAACAGCUCCGCCGCCAGCAGGAGGAGGAGCAGAGGCGCCGCCAAGAGCGCGAAGUGCCGCAGAACUGGGAGGCAGACAAGGGUCGUCGGCAGGUUCUGGAGCCCGGCAAGCGACCGUUUGCCAGUGUCCCGGUGCGCUCCAGCCCCCUCUAUGAGUACAUCCAAGAGCAGAGAUCGCAGUACCGCCCUUAAGAGCUGCUGCCAAUAUCCCGACACCUGCCAAAGCUUCUAGCAAAGGAAAAUGAGAAACACUGGGUAUCAAAUGACUCAAAUGUUUCUGGUUGUGGGAAAACUCUCUGAUUUUAGAAUGUCUUCUUUCCAAAAUCUUAAACUACACUGUGUUGUACUUUGUAUUCGUGCCUUUUAUUCUUCCUCAAGUGGUUCUUUACCGCAGGAUGUCUUUACUCUUUGGUGCAGAUGUGGUGUGCAUUUUGAAAAACAUAUAAAUCAUUUAAUUUGUUUAAGGAGUUUUGUUUGGGGAACAUGUUAAUUUAUUGCUUUCAGAAAUAAAAAGAAUAAUAUGACGAUCUGAGAUUCAAAAGAAUUGUGCAUUUUUUCAAUGGUUGAUCCAUCUUGUGGAGAAUUAAGAUAUUUUUAAUGUACAAGUAGAUAUUUCUUCUUGGGCCUAAAUUGCCUUAAUAUUUACCUCCAAAUAGCCUCUCAUCUUUUGUGGCAUAAUUAUUAAAGAUUCUAGAGGGAACUGAAUUUUUACAACAACCCUUGAAUAGUGCAGGGGGAGUGACUUCUACAGAAAAACUCCUGUGAAAUCAGCCCAUAACUGGAAGAAAUAUCUGUUAAGAAUAAGGUUUAGCUUGAAGAUUUAGAACUUGAAUUAGAUUUUUUUAUACUUAAUUCCAUAAACACAUAAAAUCUCAUGCAGCAACAGCAAGAUGUUUUUCAAACAACUCCAGAGCUCAAAUUUUAAAACUGUGUGUGCUGUAGUCUGUAGUGCUCAGUUCUCUCCCCCCCAGUCUUUGAUGAGUUUAAGAAUAUUACUACCUUUGUUAAUUUUAGCUGAGAGGGAACCUGCUCAGAAUCCUGUAAACAUCUGUCUUGCUCUGGGGCUGCUAAGAGAUCACAGAGAGCAUUUUGGGGGAGGGAAAGGAAAAAUUUGUGAACAGAGGGGCAAGUUCCUAGAAGCCCUUUGAUAAGACCAAUCAGCCCACAAUCCUUUGAGGCCUAUUGAUACUACCUUGGAGACAUUCUUGUUGAAAUAAUUGGACUGUGUAAAAAAUUAAUAAUAAAUGUUUGGCAA